ACCUUUCCCGGCCCUUCUGGCUCGCCCCAACUCCGGAUCUGGGCGGAGGGGCCCUGGGGCGUGUUUCCCCACCCCUUGCGGACUUCGGAACUGACUUGGACUGACUGGCACCGGAAAAGGAGUGAGCUCUACUGGACGACAGUGGGUUCGGGUCCUGAAAGAAUGCGGGCCCUGCCGGCUGUGGACGCGCUUGCCAGAAUGCGACCACCUCUCCAGGACCCCAGGGCGGCAGAGGACACUCACACCGCGCAGCCAGCGUGCAAGAGCGCGGUGGAGAGACUAGCGGCUGACCGCGCCAAGUAUGUUCGUAGCACGCCAAGAUCCAGCCGGGGUCCUGUUUCAGAGUGCAGGGUCCCUGAGGCCCCAGGGGCGCAGCACCACAACCCAAUCCCUUCGGCUCUUGCCCCAGCUCCUGUAGCCCGCAGGGCUCUCUCUCGAAAGCCUCUGAGACCCGAUUCGUUGGUCAUCUACCGACAAAAAUGCGAAUUCGUCCGAGGGCCAGGCGCAGACUCUUCCAGAGGGGGGCUGGUGAAGAAAUUUUUCCAGGGGUCUGUCAAGGACAAAAUACCAGUGGCCCCUGAGACGACCGGGGAGUCAGGUGAGGACAAGACGAAGGAAACAGAGGCCGCUUGGACCAAGUUCGGCCAGGCGGCAGCCACUAUCCCAGCUUCUAUGUUACCAACUCCGGUCCCUGUAGUGGCCAUGAAGUACCCAGACGUGCCUUUGGAGGUGGCGUCUAAGGUUCCAGUCGCACCCUCCGGCAUGGAGCUACGGGUGUCGCGUCGCAAAGGAUUGCAGCGCUCUCAGUCAGAUCUCAGCUCCCGCUACUCGAUAGCCAGGGCUGAGUCCGACUCCGACACCUUCUUCCUGUAUUGCGGCCUGGAACCUGAAGUGGUGGAGGCUCUUGGGAGGGAGAACUUCUCUGCUGGAUCCGACUGUGUUACACUCAAAGUGCGUAGCGUAAGCAUGGCUACUUCUGAUAGUAGCUUCUCCAGGCGUAGCGAGGACGGAUUGCAAGAAGAGGAGCUCAUUGAACAGGUGCCUAGCACCACCUCUGUGGUAGAAAGGAACGCCCGUAUCAUAAAGUGGCUGUUCACCUGCAAGAAGGCCAAAGAAACCCCCAGUCAGAGGUUGCAGGGACCUGCCUGACUGACAUCUGAUCCAGGAAGCAAACUUUUCCAGUGAUGAGGGGACCCUUACAUUGAAGAGACUCAUGAGGCAUGUGUUUGAUGUACCCCAACAAUACAUAAGUGCUGCUCUCUAGGAAUAAAGUACUCUGUUGACAAGCUCGUGUAUUAGCCAUGGUGAAGUGCUGUGGUGAAGAUGGAAGGGAGAUGUUAGUAUCUAUGAGAGGCAUUCUCCUUAUAAGAGUAUAUCUCAAAAGGCAGCUGAAGAAAUGACAGCUGUUAGAAAAUAUUUUCAGGACAUUUUUUUUUACCUGACUUACUGACAGUUUCUGCAAUGUAUUUUGAUAAUCUGUAAAUAGAUGCUUUUAAAGAAAAGAAGAAAGUAUGAAAUCAAGCAUGGAU
Peromyscus eremicus (cactus mouse) is the source of this 1529-nucleotide messenger RNA. RefSeq names its product family with sequence similarity 110 member C (gene Fam110c). Lineage: Eukaryota; Metazoa; Chordata; Mammalia; Rodentia; Cricetidae. Bases 163 to 1149 code for a protein of 328 amino acids. The record is from RefSeq and is a predicted model, not a curated record. Gene Ontology annotation, molecular function: alpha-tubulin binding. Gene Ontology annotation, biological process: regulation of cell projection assembly; positive regulation of cell migration. Gene Ontology annotation, cellular component: cell cortex. The transcript has 2 exons.